Olea europaea var. sylvestris is the source of this 1228-nucleotide messenger RNA. Its product is annotated as protein ODORANT1-like. The record is from RefSeq and is a predicted model, not a curated record. Lineage: Eukaryota; Viridiplantae; Streptophyta; Magnoliopsida; Lamiales; Oleaceae. The coding region runs from base 77 to 874 and encodes 265 amino acids. The transcript is spliced from 2 exons.
AAUGGUUUGGUAGGAUAUAAAGGUGGGUGAGGGGACUUUUGAGUUUUAGCAUAGUUUUCAUAGGAGAAAAAGAAAAAUGGGUAGACAACCUUGUUGUGACAAACUUGGGGUGAAGAAGGGGCCAUGGACAGCUGAGGAAGACAAGAAACUCAUCAAUUUCAUCCUCACUAAUGGCCAAUGCUGCUGGAGAGCCGUCCCGAAGCUGGCGGGGCUUCGUCGUUGUGGAAAGAGCUGUCGACUCCGAUGGACGAAUUAUCUCCGUCCUGACUUGAAGCGUGGCCUUCUUACGGAAGCUGAGGAGAGACUGGUUAUUGAUCUUCAUGCUUGUCUUGGCAAUAGGUGGUCCAAAAUUGCUGCAAGAUUGCCUGGAAGAACAGACAAUGAGAUUAAAAAUCAUUGGAAUACACAUAUCAAGAAGAAACUUCUCAAAAUGGGAAUUGAUCCAGUUACACACGAACCACUUCAGAAGGAAAUUGAAAAUUCUCUAUCUAAUACACCAGAUAAUUUGCCUGAAUCAGACAAAAACCUUGUUCAGUUACAAGAAAUCACAAAUAAUGGCAUUACAAGUAGCUCAGAUGAAAACUCCACAUCACCAACUGACCAAAAUUGUUCAUCUGAUGAAUCCAAUUUUCUUGAAAAUGACCCUUUACUCACUUGCUUAUUCGAGGACGACCCUACUCCAGUCAAUGAUGUCACGUGGGAGUUUCCACUCGAUCAACCGAAGUUGGAUAACUUCUUUGUUCCAUCGUGGGACGAAAACUGCUCAUGGCUACUGGACUGCCAAGAUUUUGGAAUUCAUGACUUCGGGUUCGAUUGUUUCAACAACGUUGAAAUGAAUAACGUGUUGAACACGCUAGAUAUGGGAAAUGAUUAAUAAAUUUUUCGCGAUCAAACACGAGGGGACCGGACCAUCAAGAACAUACCAGUGUUUAAUUAGCCUCAUCAGUGCAUCCAUGUUAAAGUACCAUGCCUAGAUGUCUCAGUUUAAUUAGAUUCAUAAUAUAGUUGAUUUUGUGGGUAAAUUAGAAGAGAAAACCUUUAUUUGUUUUGAGGUUUUCACCAACCAAAUUACAGAGAAAGAUAUACCAAAUUGCUGUACUCCUUUGCAAGAAAUAUGUGGGGACAAGCUAUAGAUUAGGGCGCAAUAUUGUGGUAGAAUAUUCAUGUGAAUAUGAUACGUUAUGUAUAUUACUAUGUAUUCUGAUCAAUAAAGAAAAAGUUCUUUGGA